AUGCCAAAUGCUCUGGAAACAGAGCAAACUUCCUUCUUCGGGUUCACACAUGAGGUAAGAAUUAGCUCCAGCACAAUGGAACUGGUUGAGGAGUUGCAGGAGGAACUAUCUCAACAUUCGGAAGGUGAUCGCCAAGUUAGGCGAUAUUUUGAUGCCUACGACACGCCAUUUGUUGGGGAAGAGAGGAGAAAAUCUAAUUUUAAUUAUGAAUAA
This is a messenger RNA of Pieris macdunnoughi, 213 nucleotides long. The record is from the annotation of a GenBank genome assembly. NCBI's taxonomy places the organism in Eukaryota, Metazoa, Arthropoda, Insecta, Lepidoptera, Pieridae.